GUCUACGCCGCCGCCAUUUUGGAGCGGUAUUAGCUUGUGAGCAGAAAUGACAGUAUGCCUCAAUACUGUGCAGCUCUGGGGUGCGUGAAUAAGCGCACAGCGGACACAAAAACCAAGAGAAUUACCUUUCACAAGUUUCCUAAAGAAAAAGAAUUGAGGAAGCAGUGGGAAGUGGCUGCGAGAAAAAAAGGUUUUUCCGCCACAAAGUCCACCGUCCUGUGCAGUGAGCACUUUAAACCACAUGACAUUGAUGCUACCGGCCAGACUGUCAGAAUAAGAGAAGGUGCCAGACCAUCUGUCUUCAACUUCCAGUACCCUCUACAAAAACAUGUGUUUACCAGGACUACUAAAACCUCCAAAAAGGCUCAAGAGAGAUUGAAAGCGGAGUCUGAAUGUUCAGGAAAUUUACAACAGGCUAAACCACCAUCAUUACAUCUUCCUAGCGUAGAUCACUGCUAUGCGCUGCCUGCUUCUCCUGCCGAUGUCAAGGCCAGACUGACUGAAGCCUUGGCGAGGGUGGAGAGUCUGGAGCACGAGUUGAGGAUUGUUAAGGACAGAGAACGGAGGUCCAAGAACACUGUGUUUUGUCUUCUGGAGGAUAUGAGGGGCAAAAACCUUAUCAAUGAAGAUCUCAAAGAGAAGCUGCAUUCAUACUCAGGUCAUGUUCCUCAGCCAGGGUCCAUCACCCACCCAGUGAGAACCAACGCUGAUGGAGACUUCCUGUCCCACUCUCUAUCUCACAAUUACAAGCAUGGGCAAGUCAGAAACAACCGACAACCCUUCGCCUCCAAGUCUCAGGUUUACUACAAGCUAGACUACACGGGUCGCACUUUAAUGUUCAAUUUGACCGCAAACAAUCGGCUCGUUUCGAGCGACUAUAUCCUGGAGAGGCGUAAUGGAGGCACCAAAAGGACUGAGAGUGAUCGUCCCUCUGCUGGGAUGUCCUGCCAUCUGCUUGGCACCGUGGUGGAUUCAGGGGUGAAAGGAACUGCUGCCAUCAGCACAUGUAAUGGACUGAGAGGCUUCUUCUCCCUGCCUGAGGGACACUUCUUUAUUGAGCCACUCCCCAAAUCUCCAAGUGAUCUUGAAGGGUCUCCAGAGCCCCACAUCAUCCUCCCAAGAGUUACCACGGCAACACACCGGGAGAAACGCAGUCCGGAGGGCAGACAUGCACGUAGUUCAUGCGGAGUUCAAGAUGCCAAAUAUGUACAAGUGGAUAGAGAGCGGGAGGAAUGGGAGAGGGUACACCGUCCCAUGAAGUCCCGCUCCCAGCGCUCGGUCAGCAGGGAGCGUUGGGUGGAGACCAUGGUAGUGGCGGAUUCCAAACUCAUUGAAUAUCAUGGCAGCGACAAUGUGGAGUCCUACAUCUUCACCAUUAUGAACAUGGUGGCAGGUAUCUUCCAUGACGCCAGCAUUGGGAACGCCAUCCACGUCAUCUUGGUUCGACUGAUUUUACUACAAGAAGAAGAGAAAGGACUGAAGAUCGUUCACCAUGCAGACACCACUUUGUCCAGCUUCUGUGCCUGGCAAAAGAACUUAAAUCCACAGAGUGACACGCAUCCUGCCCAUCAUGACGUGGCUGUGUUGGUCACCAGGAAGGACAUCUGUGCUGGGAUGAACCAACCAUGUGAGACCUUAGGCCUGUCUCACCUUUCGGGGAUGUGCCAACCGCACCGUAGCUGCAACAUUAACGAGGAUUCAGGCUUACCUGUCGCCUUCACCAUUGCCCAUGAGAUGGGUCACAGCUUUGGAAUUCAUCACGACGGCCAGGGGAACGACUGUGAGCUGGGAGGGAGGCACCCCUUCAUCAUGUCAAGACAGCUGAUGUAUGACAGUUCACCUCUCACUUGGUCGUCUUGCUCCAAGGAGUACAUCACACGCUUCCUUGAUCGUGGAUGGGGCUUCUGCCUGGAUGAUCGUCCUUCCAAAAGAGACCUGACAACCCCACUGGCACGCCUCGGUGUUCGCUACACCACGCACCAUCAAUGUCAGCUCCAGUAUGGUCAGAAUGCCACCUUUUGCACAGAGGUGGAUAAUGUUUGCCAGAUUCUUUGGUGCUCUGUGAAUGGCACUUGUCGCUCUAAACUGGACGCACCUAUUGAUGGCACGCGCUGUGGACCAGAGAAGUGGUGUAUCUCUGGAGAGUGUGUCAUUGUGGGCAAACUGCCUGAGACGGUGAAUGGAGGCUGGGGACAAUGGAGUACUUGGUCCUAUUGCUCAAGGACUUGUGGCACUGGAGUUCAGUCAGCUGAGAGAGAAUGUAACAACCCCAAACCGGAGUUCGGAGGGAAGUACUGUACGGGUGAGAGGAAGCGUUAUCGGACCUGUAACACUAAACCCUGCCAGAAGAAUAAUCCGACUUUUAGAGAAAUGCUGUGUAGUGAGUUUGACACUGUGCCCUACCACAACGAGCUCUACAAAUGGAUUCCUGUGGCGAACCCCUUAAAUCCCUGUGAGCUCCACUGCCGACCUGUCAAUGAGUAUUUUUCGGAGAAGAUGCUCGACACUGUGACGGACGGAACACCGUGCUUCAUGAACAACAACUCAAGGAACAUCUGUGUCAACGGAGUGUGCAAGGAGGUGGGCUGUGAUUAUGGCAUCGACUCCAAUGCAGUGGAGGAUCGUUGUGGCGUGUGUUUGGGUGAUGGCAAAAGCUGUGAGACUGUCUAUAGGUCGUUUGACAAGGGAGACGGCUUCGGGUACGUGGAUGUGGGGGUGAUACCAGAGGGGGCGCGGGACAUCCUGGUAAAGGAAACUGAGGAGGCAGGUAACUUCCUGGCUCUGAGAAGACAGGGCUCUGAGGAGUACUUUCUCAACGGCAACUACAUCAUCCAAUGGAAUGGGGAGUACCAGGCUGGUGGGACCACCUUCUACUAUGAACGUAGUGGGAACAUGGAGAACCUCACCGCACCUGGACCCACUAGAGAGCCAGUCAUGCUCCAGUUGUUGUUUCAGGAGAAGAACCCAGGCCUUAAGUACGAGUACAUUGUUAAAAAGACCAAAGAAACAGAAAAUGAUGUUGUCAAACCCAUGUACUGGUGGAGACAUGGCGCAUGGACAGACUGCAGCACUACCUGUGGACUAGGUGAGCAGCACCAGCCUGCACGUUGCUUCGAGUUGGAUUUGGGUGUUGUAGACGAAUCUCUCUGUGACCCAGAGAGUCGUCCAGAAGAUAGACACCGAAGGUGCAAGACCACAGAUUGUCCUGCCAGGUGGUGGGUGGGUCGCUGGCAGCAGUGCACGGCCACGUGUGGUUCGGACAGCUUGCGGAAGCGUACGGUUCUUUGUGUCCGUACAGUUUUGGGUGAGGAAAGGGUGCUCCAUCCAGUGGAGUGCAAGCACCUCCUCAAACCUAAACCUGUUGUGCCGUGCAACAGAGAUGUACCUUGUGGACAAGAUUGGGAUGUUGGACUCUGGGAAGAUUGUCCAGUGACAUGCGGAGGAGGAGUUCGCUCCCGCACCGUGAAAUGUAUUCUGGCACCCAAAAAGCAGUGCGACCUUGCAACCAAACCACGAACCCGGUCUCUGUGCGCUCUGCAGAGCUGCCCAAAUUCAAGGCUUCAACGACGUCCUGGGCCUCCACCUAAAUACCGCCGCAUUUACCUGCCUAAGAGCCACCCUACUGAGCGUUCUCCCCCACUCACAAGGACCUCAGCCACAGCAGUUAUUGCCACAACCUCUAAGAUCCCAUCAACCGAUCAUUAUGACAUUAAUGUUGUCGAGAAAAAUCAGAGGAAAGCAACAAGUAUGGAAAAUACAGAAACAGAGGAAAGAGUGGAUGUUGAGGAUGGAAGCACACCAAACGUGGUGAUGAACAGUCCUGGUUAUGACUACAUCACAGAUGAUAGGCCACGAGAGGAGGAGGGAAUUAUCGAUCUGGACGUUGGUACUACUUGGGUCAAAAGUUCUCUUAAAUCAACCACACCAGUGUCACAUAUAAACAUCACACCCACUUUACAAACAAGUGUUCCUUGCAUGCACACAACCACACAAGCCACCACAUCCUCCCUCUUCACCUCACAUGUCACUACCAAGAUCACUCAUGACAGCAACCCACGCAUCUCUUCAUACAGCCCCCAGAUGCACAGGGUUCCUCUAACUACUCCCAUGUUGAAGUUGCAUUCGGUUCCACCCAAAACCCGUCUCAACACAACACAAGCUCCAUUCCAUUCCAGUACUGCACCAUUCCCCCAGAUUACCAUUAAGGUUAUUAAAGUGAAGAAGCCCACAGUGACUACCAAGAAAAGCAACUCUGCCAAAGAAACCCCAACCCAUUCCAAAGGCAACCGCUCUGACAGCCAGAAUCAGCCAGAUUCAAAUCCCAGGAGCAGCCCCUCCCAGGACCAGGGAGGGCCAGUCAGUAUGGAAGUGUUCUGGGUCGUAGGAAACUGGAGUGAGUGUUCAACAACAUGCGGGAUUGGUGCAAUAUGGAGGACUGUCACUUGUAGCUCCCAGAAGGACAAGGAUUGUGAAAUCACAAAAAAACCAGAGCCUGCCCGCACCUGCCAUCUACAGCCAUGUGCCACGUGGCAAAGUGGCAGCUGGAGCAAGUGUCCUGAUCAUUGUGCGGUAGUGGGUAAGCGGUACCGGGAUGUCCAGUGCGUUGAUUCCCAGAGUCACCGUCCUCUUCGACCCUUCCAUUGUCAGGCGGUGUCGAGCAAACCUGUCAGUGCUUUGAUCUGCCCCCUAAAGGCCUGUGUAGACUGGAGCGUGUCACCCUGGGCACCAUGCACCGGGAGCUGUGGUGUGGGUAUGAGGGAACGGCUGGUGUACUGUCCAGUGCCUCAUGGUUGCGGCGCCACACUGAGGCCAAAUAGCACCGAAACAUGCAGCCUGAAGUCCUGUACCCUUUGGACGACAGAAGAGUGGGAGCAGUGCUCUGUAAGCUGCGGAGGAGGUCAGCAGCUGCGUGACGUCAUCUGCGUGAGGGCUGAGGAUUCUAGUGUGAUGCCAGACAGCCUUUGUGAGAAGAUGUCCAAACCAGAAGUGUUCAGGAAGUGUAACACGCAGGAAUGCCGCACUACCACAGGUCCAGUUUGCAGAAAGAACACAAUGUCCUCUCGCUUCUGCGACAAGCUGAAGCUGCUAGGUCGUUGCUCUUUCAGGUCGGUGCAACGACAGUGUUGUGUCACCUGUAGGUCAUAGACGGGUAUAUCCUCUCACUGCACCUCCCAGCUACUGUUAUUCGUCAACGCGGAACAGGAAAUAGUUGACCGACAGUGGAACCUCUAAAGUCAGUGAUGCUGGUCGACUUCCCAUUUGUUUGGAUUUGCAAUCUUUCUCAUAUCGUGAAAAUUAUCUGUUCCGCAGGAGGCUGCCUUCAGUUUUUGCACAGAAAAUGUUUUAAAAUGUAAACAUUUGGCAAAUCAUGGCCAUCAUUAAAUGUUUUCUUCACAGCCAUCGUUGUUUACGUGACACAAAGCACAGUUAUGAAAGUAACUCUUUGGUCAGGGCAGUUCAACACAAUGGUUCAGGGGACCACAUUUUUUUAAAGCAAAGGACCAGAAGCCGGUAUUGGAUUGUCCUGCCAACUCAUUGUCUUUUUAACAGAGCAAUACUAAUAACAAAGGUUGUCUAUAUAACGAGCGUAUUUCUUACUAGUAACAGUAAGAUACGUUAAAGACACAUUAAUGUCAACAAAAAUGCACAGGACUGAUUCACCUGGUCAGAAGUAGAAAAGUUACCAAAGGAGUCUACAGUAAAAAAAAAUUAUAUACUGCGAGAAACAUGCAUUGGCUAUACUGCUUAUUUAAGGUAUUCUGCAAAAAAGAAAAAACUAAAAAUUCUGUAAGUGUAAACAGAAAUUACUUGCGGGUCAGUCUGAUCUUCUAUAGUUGGAUCCCAAGUCACUUGUUUUAACUGGCUGGCUUUAGGUGGUUGCUGAGUUGGUAUCUAACGUAACAAUGUUGACAGUUUUGACUCUGAAAUAUUUGACAACUUCUGAAAAUCUUGCCCAUAUGUAUUAACUGCAGACCCAUUUGACUUUAGAGGUUCUACUGUAUUUCACUGAGAACACUAUAUGAUGUUAGCACUAACGUUUAGGCUGAUUCCUCAGCAGGGUGCAAACUGUACACUACAUGGGGUGCACUUUAGAAUGCCAUAGCAAUACCGCAAGCACAAAUUUUACUUACUCAUAAACUGGAUGAUGUACACGUAUUUUAUUCAUUUAAAUGUUUUGGUGCGUCAAAUGUGCUUUGCCUUAACCGGUACUGGUGCUGAAUGUGUAUUUUAAACUGGCAAAAGCAGAGCAAAGCAUGUAAAAAUCACAUUUGUAUCUGUCUUUUUAUACUGUAGCAUUUAGUGUGGUAGACAUUGUUCUCAUUGUGUUUUCAAAUAUUGCGCUGGGACUGUGUGUUUACAUCAAUCAGAGGGAAAGUUUCAACAACUCCUCUUAAAGUGACUGUUUGCAAUUGGUUUAAAGUUACUUUUUUCAAACCCCAAAACACAACAAGAACCCCACGGCUAUCUUAUGUUACCAUUAAUGGUUUAAAAGAAAACAUUAAAAAAGUUUAUAUUUUUGACAAUUAUAUGGAAUAAAAAUUGUUUGUCAGCCCAAGAAAAAGGCUGGUGUUAAUGGCUGUUGGCCACCGCUAUACCUGGAGCUCUGAAGCAAUUAACAAUUUGCAGUCAUGUUGUCAUUUUGAUACGCUAUACCAUAUUUUUCGGACCAUAGGGCGCACCGGAUUAAAAGGCGUAGUGCCAAUGAGCUGGUCUAUUCAGGUUUAUCUUCAUACAAAAGGCGAACCGGAUUAUAAGGCGCAUUAAAGGGGUCUAUUUGUGUUGGCCAUGUGAUGACGGCCCGAAAGGGACAAGCGGUAUAAAAUGGAUGAAUGGAUAAAAGGGUCAUAUUAUGAUUUUUUUCUAAAUUUAAAACACUAUCUUUUGGUCUACAUAAGUGAUGGUGGUAGCUUUCUGAGCGUCUCUUCAGGAUGCGCCGUUUUGUGGGCGGUCUUAUUUACAUGGCUCACCUUCAACAGCGUCUUCUCCCCAUCAUCUUUGUUGUAGCCUUGUAGCGUGCAAGUACGGGAGUCGAAGAAGUGUCAAAAGAUGGAGCUAACUGUUUAAAUGACGUUCAGACUUUACUUAAAUCAAUAACGAAGCAUCAAAAUGGAUGAAUGAAUGGAACUUCUCAUCCGUGGCUCAGAAAUGUGUCCGACCGGAACCUUCUAAUAGCUCAAAUUCAGUGGGUGAAUUAUCUAAACCCACUACCAUUUUUAGCGCUUUGAUAGCCAGUCUACUGACAGACAUAAGUAAGAACUUUACGCUACUUUAUAUUAGAAAUAGCAACAACGGAAGAUGAAUGCCACAUACUGUAAGAAGAUAGAGAAAAAGAAGAAGCAUAUGACUACAAUGGCGGACGCGGGCACAUUUUCAGGACUUAUGCAGAUCCCAAAUACACAUCAGCUGAUACCAGAAGGUCUUGUAUAAUUUUGUGAAACAAAACACCAGGUAAUAUGUCUGCUAAUAGGUGCCAUUUUGCGGUCCUCGUAUGUUUAAUGCGCCGGCAAUCCAUCAAGCGGUGUGGCUUCAUAGCUUACUGAAGUCGUACUAAAAACAUUUGGACAGAGUUUUGAGCGUUGUGUGUAAGGUUCUAUAUUACAGUGGUUCUCAACCUUUUUUCAGUGAUGUACCCCCUGUGAACAUUUUUUUUAUUCAAGUACCCAAUAAUCAGAGCAAAGCAUUUUUGGUUGAAAAAAAGAGAAAAAAAAGUAAAAUACAGCACUAUUUCAUCAGUUUCUGAUUUAUUAAAUUGUAUAACAGUGCAAAAUAUUGCUCAUUUGUAGUGGUCUUUCUUGAACUAUAUGGAAAAAAAGAUAUAAAAAUAACUAAAAACGUGUUGAAAAAUAAACAAGUUAUUCAAUUAUAAAUAAAGAUUUCUACACAUAGAAGUAAUCAUCAACUUAAAGUGCACCCUUUGGGGAUUGUAAUAGAGAUCCAUCUGGAUUCAUGAACUUAAUUCUAAACAUUUAUUUUGUUGAAGUAUUAUUCAAUAAAUAUAUUUAUAAAGGAUUUUUGAAUUGUUGCUAUUUUUAGAAUAUUUAAAAAAAAUCUCACAUACCCCUUGGCAUACCUUCAAGUACCCCCAGGGGUACGCGUACCUCCAUUUGAGAACCACUGCUAUAUUAUAAAUGGAACAUUUAAGUUUUGGUGUUGUUUACUGGUGCCACACGUAUCUCUUAUGUAUAACUGCCAUCUACUGGUCACACUUAUCAUUACACCAUGUACCAAAUCAAAUUGCUUCGAAGUCGGUAAGCACAACCAGAAUUAUGCCGUAUAUUAGGUGCACCAGGUUAUAAUGCGCACUGUCGAUUUUUGAGAACAUUUUAGGAUUUUAAGUGCGCCUUAUAGUCCGAAAAAUACAGUACAUUUAAUGAUAGUUGGUAUGAGUAGCUGGACUUUGCCAAAUCGCUAUCAUGAGAACAAACAUAAUUAAUGCGUGUGUGUUUAGUGGGCCGUAGUUUAUGUUGUCAGAAAUAUAACGCUCACAAUCCACAGCACUUUCGAAAGUUAGCACUCUGUAGGCAGCCAUGUGAGGGUUGCAAACAGUCACUUUAAGUGAACUGCAGAACUCUGUAGUUGAAUCUGUGAUGCUCCUCAGGUGUGAAAGUGACCAAUUAAAAAAAAGAGGCGUUGCGGGUCAUCCCUCUCAGGUCCCCCAAAACCAGAUGGCUACUGUUUUUGUAUGAUCUUGUACAUAUAUUCUCUAUCAAUAAAUGUAUACGAUGUUUGUGCUUACCAUUUA
This is a messenger RNA of Entelurus aequoreus (snake pipefish), 8743 nucleotides long. RefSeq names its product ADAM metallopeptidase with thrombospondin type 1 motif, 12 (gene adamts12). Gene Ontology annotation, molecular function: metalloendopeptidase activity. Gene Ontology annotation, biological process: proteolysis; extracellular matrix organization. The record is from RefSeq and is a predicted model, not a curated record. The transcript is spliced from 27 exons. Bases 55 to 5145 code for a protein of 1696 amino acids. Gene Ontology annotation, cellular component: extracellular matrix. Lineage: Eukaryota; Metazoa; Chordata; Actinopteri; Syngnathiformes; Syngnathidae.